This is a messenger RNA of Hemibagrus wyckioides, 4540 nucleotides long. RefSeq names its product zinc finger protein 512 (gene znf512). The record is from RefSeq and is a predicted model, not a curated record. Gene Ontology annotation, molecular function: zinc ion binding. NCBI's taxonomy places the organism in Eukaryota, Metazoa, Chordata, Actinopteri, Siluriformes, Bagridae. Bases 841 to 2532 code for a protein of 563 amino acids. The transcript is spliced from 16 exons.
CUUACACAGAAUUUUACUGGUUGAAGAUCUGCUUUUAGAUGAAGAGCAUCUCAGAGAGCAGAAACGGGUUUGAUAUCAACAUUUACAAACAUUUCUUUGGAACUUUGCUAUGAAUAUAACGCCUCAGUCAGUCAGUAGGUUCCUGUAUUCUCCUUCUCUGGUGUUCAGCUGAAUGUUGAACAGCCCCUGAAGCUGCCAUCUUUAGCAUGGAGGUAGAGUCAACAGGCACUGACCAGUCAGGACUGGGAGGAGCUUAAACAGGAGACUGAAGCAGCCCAGUUGUGGCUGUGAAGACGCUCUAUCUAACGCGCGAGUCUUUUAUCACGAAAUCUUUUUCGAUAAAGAAAUAAGAGCAGGAGAGCGCAACAAAGUGACAGGUAUGAAGGCAGACAGAUAGAUGAAAAGGACCCGCGUGUUGGCUCGCGACGCUUCGAGGGCGGUCCGUGCGGGCGAGAGGGCAGUGACGUCACAGCUCCGCUGUAUCGCUGGGCUUGAAGAUUGUGUGCGUUUUUUUUGCGUGUGUGUUUUCACGCUGUUUCUCUAAUCCGUGUGUCCGGUAUAUAUAUAUUUUUUUGCAGCAGCAGCAGGGACGUGAAAUUAGCUGUAAGAAGGACGUCCAAAAGGAGAGAUCAAAAAAAAAAAUUCACACCAGUGUGAUGGUGGUUCCUCAGUGUGAGACAGAUCCGAGCAUCUUUACUGUGAUCAGACAACACACUGACUGGAUCAUAAGACUGGAUCAUUCAUCUGUGCAGCUGGUCAUUAAAGAAGGAAGAGGACGUGUCAAAUACUAAGAGACUCAAAAUUCAUUGCUGAAGGUGAAGCAGACACCCGCCGGAGAACAUGUCCGUCAUAUUCAUGUCCAACAAGAGGAAAAUCUCCAGGCCUGAAAAAAAGCCUCAGCCAGCAGACCCAGCACUGAUAGACAAAGUCGUUGCAGUAUGUCAUGCUGUUCCAUCCAUGAACGAAGAGGCAAAUCCUCAGCAGAUAAAAAGAACAUAUGGAAGAAAAAAAUAUCAUAAUCUGCAGCCAGUCUCCAGGCUUCCUCCAGAAGAUGGAUCUCCGUGCGGGUCAGUGCUCCAUGCUAGCUCUGUGAACGGCUCUAAAACUCAACCGGUGGUUUGUGGUCCCGCAGCAACGUGCAGAACAAGGGACACCGUUGGCUCCAGUUUGGAGAUGAUGAGAGAGAGAGUUCCUGUCAUAGUUCCUGUAGCGCAGUACACUCAGAGGAGUCCGUCAGCUCACUGCAGUAAAAGCAGAAGGUCUGAGAUCUACUGCGUGAAGAAGGAGACACCUAGUUAUCCUCCAGGAAGUCAAGAGGAGACCUGGCAGCUGCAGAUCCUAGCAAAAGGCAGAGUAACUUGCCCCAAGUGUAAACGUGUGUGCAGGAAAACUGUGGAAGGUCUGAAAAAACACAUGGUGGCCUGCAAACUGCACGUGUUUAAAUGCACACACUGCGGGAAACAGCUAAAGACCUCGACUGGGAUGAAGUACCACCUCAUGGCUGACCACAACAAACUGCCCACGCCAGACGAUGGACGCGGACUGGACGACCACACGGCAAAAGAGAAACUGCGGAAGGUGUUAAAACGGCUGGGGAAAUUAAAAUGUUCCAAAGAGGGGUGCACCGGCAGCUUUACCAGCAUUAUGGGCUAUGUUUAUCACAUGAAGAAAUGCGGUAAAGACGAGUCGGAGCUGGAGAAGCUCCUGAUGAACUGCAAGCACUGUGGGAAGCCGUAUCGCUCCAGAGCGGGACUGGAGUACCAUCUCAGAUCCGAGCACGGCCCGGAACCCCAACAAUCUGACGCAAACGGUCAACUGGAAGCGAGUGCGGAGAGUGAGUCCAGUGGCCGAGCCAGGCGUACAUCAGCCCAGGUGGCUAUUUUUCACCUGCGUGAGAUCGCUAACCAGGAACUGUUCAAGGAGUGGCCCAAGAGGAAGGUGCAGCGAGACCUGGUUCCUGACGACAGGAAGCUCCGUUAUUCCCGUCCCGGAUUACCAGCCUUCAGCCAGGAGGUGUUGAGGAAGUGGAAGAAUGAAGUGAAACUGAACAGACGAAUGCAGUGUCCGAACAAGGGGUGUGGCUGCUACUACACCAGUGUGUCAGGUCUGAAGGCUCAUCUGGGACUCUGCACCCUGGGCAACUUUUACGCAGGGAAAUAUACUUGUCUGAUAUGUAAAAAGGAGUUUAAUUCGGAGAGCGGAGUGAAAUACCACAUCAACUCUGUUCAUUCCCAGGACUGGUUUGUGGUCACCUCCAAGUCCAAGAGUUUCACCUCCAGCAAAAAGCCCAAGCCAAAGAAGCGUUGCACACCAGCUCUGGUUUUAACUCCGACGUCCGCAGACGCUAGCACCAGUGAGUCGAUUUGUGUGGAAACGACAGAGAGGAAAGCACCAGAUGAGGAGAAGCGCAGGAAGUACAAACUGAGAGUGAAGCAGGAGAAAGCCUGCUGUGAUAGCCAGAGCAGUAGCAGUGGAAGCGAGAGCUCCAGCAGCGAGUCCGAAGCAGAGCUUCAGGAAGGAACUGAUGCCUGAAAGCUACACAAACCUGAGAAAGACCAGUAAACCCAUUCCACUCAUACAUUUUAUUUCUCUUAUUUCUCAAGCUUUUUGAAAUAUCAGCAGUUUUUAGGUGGGUUCAUAUUACUGACUAAGAGGUGCCAAUAUUUACAGUCAGAGCAAACACGGGAAUAAUAUCUGUGAGCUUGUGAACCUCUGUCUGUUUUCUGUGGACUUUUUGGUUAGAAACAAAAAACAGCUCCAGAGAGACGGCAGUGGACAUUGUGUGUGUGUGUGUGUGUGUGGUCAGUAUGUACAUGGAAUUAGUCACUAACAAGUCUGGGAGAACUGUGUGUUCAGGUGCUUCUGGGAAGUUGGUAUUUACGAGGCGGGAAGUCGUAAUUACGACGUGCAAGGUUUACAGCAAACUUAUCUAUCUAUCUAUCUAUCUAUCUAUCUAUCUAUCUAUCUAUCUAUCUAUCUAUCUAUAUAUAUAUAUAUAUAUAUAUAUAUAUAUAUAUAUAUAUAUAUAUACAUAUAUAUAAUAUAAAGCAGAGCAAAGAAAUUUUUGCCUUUUUAUAUUUUUUAUUUAAUGAAUUUAUGAAGCCAGGUAAACUUAAUUGUUAGAUAUUAUAUUGUAAUCGUACAGUGUGUAAUCCUGUUCUGUGCAGGGAGUUCACUUGAUUUAUUGUAAAGACAAAUUCUUCUUCUUCUCUCUUGGUCCUCUGAAUAUUUUUCUUCCUGACACACCUCCAACUCGGAAACUCUCAGCCCAAACGAAAUAACGACUUUUUGGUGUACGUAAAUACGAUCUAUCCGUUACGGCUUCCUCCUUUUAGCUCGGAUGUUCUGUACCUGCCGCAAGCAUGCCUUCCCCCUGACCUGGCACUUUUACACCUUUUAUAUAUGUCGAAUUUAAUUAAAAUGCUCAUCUUGGAUUUUAUUUUUUAAAAAACAAUGAUUUUUUACAGGGUUUUUCCAAAAGAAAAUAACAUAUAUAUACCGUACAUUGUCAAACGUUUUGGGACACCCCACCAAAUUCAGGUGUUGGGCUCGGCCUCUUGGUUCCAGUGAAAGGAACUCUUAAUGUUUCAGCUUCAUACCAAGACAUUUUGGACAAUUUCAUGCUCUUUGUGGGAACAGUUUGGGGAUGACCCCUUCCUGUUCCAACAUGACUGCACACCAGUACACAAAGCAAGGUCCAUAAAGACAUGGAUGAGUGAGUUUGGUGUGGAGGAACUUGACUGGCCUGCACAGGGUCCUGACCUCAACUCAAUAGAAGACCUUUGGGAUGAAUUAGAGCGGAGACUGCGAGCCAGGCCUUCUCGUCCAACAUCAGUGCCUGACCUCACAAAUGCACUUCUUCUAGAGAAGAAUGGUCAAAAAUUCCAUUAAACACACUCCUAAACCUUGUGGAAAGCCUUCCCAGAAGAGUUGAAGCUGUUAUAGCUGCAAAGGGCGGGACAACUCCAUAUUACAUUCAUGUGCAUGUAAAGGCAGACGUCCCAAAACUUUUGGCAAUACAGUGUAUAUUUUUCUCCAAAUAUUUCCCUUCUUUAUGUAUCUCCUGCACCGGUUCUCCAGAUUGAAUGCAAAGCUUUUAUUAGUUUGUAGAAGCCACUUCUGUUCCCAGCUGUUCCCCGUGUAAACCGCUGCAUGUAGCUGUCCAUGUGCAUACUCGACUAGCCGCUUCGUACCAGUGACCUUCCACCUUCAUGCUGUAUUAGCUUGGACGUGUGCUGUUAGGGCAUCUCCAGUCCAUCUUGUUCUAGUUCUAGUUCACAUCUCAGUGGACUGACCUCAGACUGAGGAACUUUAAUACUAUAUUGUAAAGGGGUUACUAGAGUUCACACAGGUCUAUGAUUUUAAGUGUAUAGACUUGAAUAUGAUUAUCAUCCGUCCAGAAGAAAUUUGUGUCCCGGUUCUGAUUUUUAAUACAUGAUCUUUUUUUGAAAUGUUAGACUGUAAGAUGUUCUUCAUAGACUUUGUUCAAGUGCUUUAUUAUUAACCCAACUCUAAUAAAUAAAAUGAAGGUUGUAUAGAA